GGUCAAAAGGUGGGUCACACUUGUACGAGAGAAACGGACGUUGUUGAGUCUACCUGAUGACCAUACCCAACAUAAAAAAGAAAAAGAAAAAAGAAAAAAGAAAAAAUAAAAAAGAAAAGGAAUCCACCAGAUAAACAUCUCCUAUCACUGGCCCACAUUAUGCAUUGGGAGGAGACGUGAGAGUAGGAUUCAGAUGGCUACUCACGCCAGUAGAAACGGCAUCCCUCUCCUCUUCAAAAAGAAAUGCAAGCUAUCAAGCAAACCCUUCAUAACCACAAAUCCAUCAAAGCCCAACGACCCCAUCAACCCCAUGGAAGCCACAUUCUGCCUACCCCGCCACAUCUGUACGAAACUCAUCUUUACCACCCCUUUCAAUAGACCAACCAUCCACUUUCAGGUGGAUCUCAGUUUCCACCGCCACUGUUCACUGCAGGGCCGCACCAUGCAAUCAUGGCCCACCCAGAAGGCCCAUCGAAAGACGUUGGUCGUCAACUCUCUUCUAGACGGAGGCGAUGGCAAGGUAAGGAUCCCCAAAUUGGGGACCCAAAAUACUGAAGGAAGUGAUCAGAUUGAUAACUUGAUGGGAAUUAGUGAGAGAGCACUUCAGUCGUUGAUCAAAGCAAGUGAACCAGAAUUGGAAGUCACCAAAAACACUCUCCCUGAGCUUUUAGCAGAAACACAAAUACAAUUUCCGCAUUUGCAGGAAGUUGCACGGAGGCUGAAAAUGAGUCAAAUGAAUCAUGAGGCAGGUCGUGAAAUAAUAAACUUAUUACAAGAGAAGUACAGCACCUUCAGUAAAGGCACUCUCGAGGCUUAUGAACUAGGGUUAAUAUUAGCAGAACUGCUUAUCUACCAAGGACAAUAUGAAAAUGCUAUAAUACUUCUGCAAAAUGAUUACGGAAGCAAUCUUAAAGGCGGCACCCAAGGGGACCCAAAUUCCAAUGAAGUGCCAGUGGAACGUGUUCUUGGUCCGUCGGAUGCGAGGCCUGAACUAUACCUGGCUGCUGCAUACAUGAUGUUAGGUAAGGAACAAGAGGCCAGAAAUAAAUGGAAAGAUUUUAAAGAAAAGGCUAGAGGGAUUUUUGGGCCACCCUUGACUGACAAGGAAGAUGAGAUCGGAGGUGGAGAAGCACCGGGCGUCACCUUGAAGUUUAAAGUAUUUAAAGGUCACAUGUUGAAAUUAAAACGAAGGAUAGAUGCAGCAGGAUCAUGAUGGGAAUUCUCUCUCUCUCGAUUUUAUUUUAUUUUUUGUUCUUUGCCGACCGAUGAUGAACAGUCCAUACCAAUAUUAGUACUUCCUUUCGCCAGAUCAUUUUCACCGUAUAUGUAGUUUCUUCGUAAAACAAUCAUCACCAUAUAAUUAGAUAUACAUGGAAUUCAAUAAAGAAGGUGCUUCUUUUCGACCGAAAGAAAGCCGACAUCCAA
Messenger RNA from Magnolia sinica, 1425 nucleotides. RefSeq lists its product as uncharacterized. The transcript is spliced from 5 exons. NCBI's taxonomy places the organism in Eukaryota, Viridiplantae, Streptophyta, Magnoliopsida, Magnoliales, Magnoliaceae. The coding region runs from base 194 to 1213 and encodes 339 amino acids. The record is from RefSeq and is a predicted model, not a curated record.